This is a messenger RNA of Paramecium sonneborni, 733 nucleotides long. NCBI's taxonomy places the organism in Eukaryota, Ciliophora, Oligohymenophorea, Peniculida, Parameciidae. The record is from the annotation of a GenBank genome assembly.
AUUUAUUAUGAGUUUUUUUGGAACUAAAAAAGCCCAAGCUCCUUAAGCAGCUGAAAAAAAUUUACAAUCUAUGAGCAAAGAAGAAUUAAGAGAUAAAUAAAGAUCAAUGAAUAAAGAAUUAUAAAGAGAGAUGAGAGAAAUUGAAAGGUACUAAAUUAAUUUACUUUUUAAAGACAGAAUUUUUAAAUUGAUUAGGCAAGGAAAAAAGCAGAAGAUUAGCUUCAAAAAGAAAUAAAGAAAGGUGACAAAGCUGAUAAAUUUAUUAAAUAGACUUAUGCAAAAUAAGUUAUUUAGUGUUAAAAACAAAAAGAAAGGAAUGCUCUAAAUAAAGGAAAGAUACAAAAUGUUAUGUAUGGCAUAGAUAAUAUGUUUGCUAACAUUAAAAUGGCUUAAGCUAUGGGAACUAUUUCAAGUGUUAUGAAACAUAUUAAUCAGUUAAUGAACGUAAAGGAGAUAUAAGCAACUAUGUAAGAGCUAUAAAAAGACAUGAUGAAAAUGGGAAUUGUUCAAGAAUAAAUGGAUGACGCUAUGGAAAAUAUGAAUGAUGAUGUAGAUUUGGGAGAUAUGUAAUAAUAAGUAUUCUAUUACAUUAUAUAAGGCUGAUGAUUUAAUCUAUUAAAUGGAAGCUUAAUAAGCAGGACCAAAUAAGCAACUUCCUUAACAAUAAAAGAUCUAGCAAUAAUAAGGUAAUCAAGAUUUGGAUGAUUUUGAAAAAAAAUUAUAGUAAUUGUGA